AUGCUUAACGAUGAUCCCCUCAAGGUGUCAGCACCCGUUGAACCACGUCCCAAACCUGUCAUGGACCCUUUAGCACGAGAGAGAAGUACUAUUAUGCAACUGAGCACAGCACUUCAAUACGUCAUCGCCAAGGAUAGCAAGCUCCAUGGUGCACAACAACAAAAGACAACACCUGCAGGCAACUCAAAAUCCCAACUUUUACUUGGUCACAACGUUGUAUGCAACCCGGGCCAAUGGCGUCCUCAUUUAUCACUCGACACCGUUCUCAAAAACCAACCUGUGAUUAUGGAUCGUCGCAACAACAUGCCAUGCUCUCGUCAAGUCCAAUUGAUCACUCACGAAGUCCUAUAUCGAGGCACAGAACCCAAUUUCAUUCUUGAAGACAGCUAUGAAGUUCAGGGCGCUGAUCCACGUGGCAUCUUUUAUGUCCUGACACAACGCCAAUUGAGCCACACCUUUGUUUUCCUCAAUCCUGAACAUCCCUGGUUCGAUGACAUUUAUGGUUUAAGAAGGACUGCUUAUAUUGUACUCAAAACGGAUACUGGGGAGCAAUAUGAACUUCAUCUCAAAGGAUCUCGUGACAAAUACUUGUUUGGUUAUUUAUGCAAACGUGAGGAGAUUGUACAAUCAGCAAAAACAGCCAUGGAAUCAGUCAUCUUCAACAAAAAGCUUCCCCUUGUAUUGGAUCUUGAUGAUACACUCGUUCGUCUGGUAGGGGAUGGAAACGAUCGACAUGUUCCUGAAAGUGAGGCACAUCGAUAUGGCAACCGCGUAGUAGCAUUGAGCGAUGGAAGACGAGUGGUAUUGACGGAACGUGUUCACGAGUUUCUGGAUUGGGCACAAAACUUUUAUGAGAUCUCAGUAUGCUCCCUUGGUGAUCAAAAUUACGUUGACAAUGUUGUGAGUGUGCUUGAUCCACAACGGACCCGGAUUCGUGGUUUACACUAUUCAGCACGAUUUGAACACGAUUACAUCAAACGAUCCCAUGAUACCAAUCGACCACCCAAAGAUCUCCGAGCAUUGUAUCCUUUCUUUGCACUCAACACGCGAUCUCUCGGUUGUGGAUAUGCAUUACCACUUAUUAUUGACGAUGAAACAAGGAUGUGGCCCAGCGAACAACAUGACAACAUUAUCGUGGUACGAAAUCAAAUGAACAAUCCAAUGUGGACCGUAUGCCUGUUUCCGCACGUAAAAGAAGCACUAGCACACAUCCAUCAAGAAUUCUUUCGACAAUUGGAUUCAUACAUGCCAAGGCAAAUGGAUGCAGAACGUGAUGGCGUGGUGUGUGCAAGGCCGCCUCCAAGUGCAGUGGGAAUAUACAAAACCAUGUUACGUAGUGUAUUUAGGGAUAGGAUAGCAUCUAGAUGGGCAUGA
Molecule: messenger RNA, 1374 nt
Organism: Lichtheimia ornata
Lineage: Eukaryota; Fungi; Mucoromycota; Mucoromycetes; Mucorales; Lichtheimiaceae
Exons: 6
Coding region: 1-1374 (457 amino acids)
Molecular function (GO): RNA polymerase II CTD heptapeptide repeat phosphatase activity
Source: RefSeq, a predicted model, not a curated record